UACCAGAUCAGUAACGAACUCGCAAAAUCGCCGGUUGAGACUUCCUUGUUGUACCUCAAAAGUGUUUGAAAAAGAAUUCGAAAACGACCUUCUCUAUCGCCCUAUCGCCACCAUCUUCAAUCACUAGCAAGAAAGAUCCUUGCCUCUUUUCACUGGCCAGAAAUCUCACCCAGUGUCGCUCCUAUGCCGUUGAAGUGAUCCCGAAUUUCCAGACACUUCGUGGGAAAACGUUGCGCACAGAAAUCGUCAUCCCACCAAAGUUGAGUGGCGAUUUUAGUACGAAAUCGCUGAUGGAUAUUGUCGUAAAUUCGAAUUCGUUGAAAUUGAACUGGAAAGAUAAUUCGGGUUGCGCUUCCCAAAUGACUUCGUUAAACCUGAAAGUACUCCAGGAUGGAUUGGCAAGCAGUGAAAGAACGAACAAUACUUACAGGAUCCCUCGAAGUUGUCUUAAGCAGGAUCGAAAUGAAGUCAACGUGUUCUCUAUGAUGUUGCCAACUAAUCCGCAUUCAUGUUCAAUCGAGUGGAAACCUCUGGAUAAGUGUCGUAAAUACACGUUUGACAUGAGCUCCCAGUACACGGCAACUUGGAAUGGCUCUUCUACUUUUCUGGAUAUAUUUACAAAGGGGAACGAAGCCAAUUUCACAAUUUUUCCAAAUGAUGGGAUGAAUCCUUGGAGGUGUCCGAGAAAGCAUUUUAGUUGCAACCACUGGGGCUGUAGUUAUGCUGAAGAAAGUUUUAUCUGUAAUGGAGGAAACGAUUGCGUAAAUGGUCGGGAUGAGCAAUACUGUGAUCAAAGCGUGUGCAAAGAUGGAUUUAAAUGUGGGCGGCAGUGCAUACCAAAAGAACUCGUUUGCAAUGGCCAACUCGAUUGUCUUGAUGGCUCCGACGAGAAUUAUAGUUGCAUUUACGCCAAUAUGUGUCAGCAUCUCACAGAUUCUUCAGGUAAUUUUUCUUCUCAGCUAGUUCCUAGACCGGCGGACGACAUCCAUUGGGAAAGAACUUUUGAUGCUACUCUCAAAACCACAGUUUUAAUAUCUGUGCAGCCCAAUCAGCAAAUUUGGCUGACAUUUAAAAAGUGCUUUACUCUGGAGCACCAACAUUUCGUGAAUAUUUACGACGGACCUUACUCAACCAGUCCUCUACUGUUAUCGACUAGCGGAUUAGUUACUAACCCAUUCUCGGUACGAUCGUCAUCCAAUGAAUUGUAUGUGGAAUUCCCAUCUUACUACCAGGCAGAUUAUGGCAUUUCAGCUUUUUACACCAGUGUAAACAGCACGAAUGAACCAUUCGUUCCAGGCUGUGGUGGUUAUAUUUACGGCGAUGGGGUUAUUCCGAUUCCAAAUUACGUGGCCAACAACACCGAUAUCUCUGACUGUUUUUGGUUCAUCGAAGCAACGACCAACGGGGAUACCAUCCUACUAACUAACUCUAAAUCCGCAUCAUCUUUUCAAGCAAAAGUUCCUUUUGUUCUAAAUAAUCCCGAUAUGGUAACAUACGACGAAUACGACAACGAGUCAACUGCUUUGUUGUCUCCCCCGGAAAAUUUGCUCUCUAUAGUAGUAUACGAUGGAUGGAGCACUUCCGGCCAUGUACUUCACGACCGAAAACAUUCCAUGACAAAAAUAGCAAUGUACUCAAUCAGCAACAAAAUGCUGGUUCAUUUCAAACCACCGAAAGUCGUUAAAGAAAACGUUGCCUUCUCUUGGAAUGUCUCAAAAAUUUCCACGCCAGAAUGCAAAUACGAUUUGAACGGAGCUAAUGGAAUUAUCAAAAGUCCAAAUUAUCCGGUGCAGGUUUAUCCUGACCUAACUGACUGUCGUUGGAACAUCACAGUGAAAGCGGGCUCAAAAGUCCGGUUACUUUUUGCCUACUUUGAAACGCAAGCGGGAAUGGAUUUUCUUUAUGUGUACGAUGGACCCAGUGUUUAUUCAAAACUAUUGUUUGAAAAAUCAGGAUUGAUUACCACACCUUUCGAAGUGAAUUCUACAACAAAUCAAGUGCUGGUUCGGUUUACAUCAGACGAUACUUCGGACGCUUCCUAUCCUGGUUUUCUCGCCGUUUAUUCGACUGUGUGAAUCUUUCCCCUAUCAGACAAUCACGCAACAAGUCCUCUCUAUAUGUAGACUCUUCUUUGGACUUAGCAACGUAACUUGCAUAAAUAUUUCUUUUAACUGCUUAUUCAACAAAAUGUCGCAAAAUGCUAACGUGGAACGUUAUACUAAUUGCCUGCUGAGUGGAGAUUAUACUAUCAGUUGAUUUUGUUAAUUUGAAGGAAUAGAAACACUAGAUUAAAGUAAA
This is a messenger RNA of Daphnia pulex (common water flea), 2298 nucleotides long. Its product is annotated as enteropeptidase-like. NCBI's taxonomy places the organism in Eukaryota, Metazoa, Arthropoda, Branchiopoda, Diplostraca, Daphniidae. The transcript has 12 exons. The record is from RefSeq and is a predicted model, not a curated record. Gene Ontology annotation, biological process: negative regulation of inflammatory response. Gene Ontology annotation, molecular function: protein binding. Bases 291 to 2075 code for a protein of 594 amino acids.